AUCAGUAUUUACGUGGCACAACCUCCGACUGCUUCCUAAGUCAGGAGUCACGGUCAUAACCGUAUUCUUGCCGUUCUCGCGGGCGUGAUUUACCGCAUGGCAAAAGCAGCAUAUGUUCUGUAAAAUCCCAUUCGACCCUGUCCGUGUGGGGUCAAUACGGUGGUUUUGACCUGCGGCAGCCACUGGUAUACUAUUAUCAGAGACGAAUGGGGUCGCUGAGCGCCAAGCCUGCGUGCCCCGGGGCCCUGUGCCCCAUGAUAACCUUCUUUGAAGCCUUUGUUUCAUCAAGGAACGUUCUUCCCGAUACGGUAUUCCUUGCGUUGAUAGUAAUGAAGAGAAUUGUUUUGAUUCUCCGCUCGGUGCUGUCUCGUUUGAAGAAAGUAUACAUCAUGAUAGGAAUUCUGUUUCUUUACUCGUUCUAUAUGCAAGCCUCAGAGCUAGUAGAAUGUUGCACAUACAACGGGUAAAGAUUCAAGCCUAUGGAUUCCAGCUGCAGGGUGGUUUAUAACAUAAUCGAUUAUCAAAAACUUCGUGAUCAUGACGGGGCGGCUUGCUGCGUGUGUCGUAUGAAAGACUCGGAUUUAUGUAUGGAGGAUCACCCAAAGAUAGCAAACGUUCG
Suillus discolor is the source of this 619-nucleotide messenger RNA. RefSeq lists its product as uncharacterized. The record is from RefSeq and is a predicted model, not a curated record. The coding region runs from base 207 to 467 and encodes 86 amino acids. The transcript has 2 exons. Lineage: Eukaryota; Fungi; Basidiomycota; Agaricomycetes; Boletales; Suillaceae.